CGUCAACACAUCCAGUCCAUACAUUCCAGGCUGCAUUCAAUCUGCUGACUUCACCAUGCACCGAAGCAGCAGCAUGCCUGACAUUUAACAGCUUCGCCAAUUGUUGGAUAACGAUUGAAGCUUGCCCUCCAUCAAGCAAGGCGGUCACAAGAGCACAACGCGAUGAGUGCAAGUCAGCCAUACGAUACACGCACCGUCAAGGGCAACAAAUCCGCUGCCAAACCUCCUCCGCUCAUCAAUCCAGGCCACUCCGGCCCCACCACCUUCUUCCUCCGCAGCGAGAAGGAGCUCGAACAGAGUGCGCCGCGAGGGCGGACGAUGUCAAGCAAUGCACCAUCGACCGACGAGCAGCCUCAGCAGGCGCCGACGAUAGGGAUGAUGGGAGAGAGUAGCUUUGGCGUGGAGAGCCUGGCAGACACCAUCAGCUCGGCAUUCUCCACGAAGAGUCGCUUGUCCCGAGCAAACAGCAACAGCAACAGCAACAGCACCGAGUCUGCCACCGAAGCCGGUGCAGAAGGCAACACCGGCAACCGCCCUGGCCGCAAGCGCAAGGUGAACCCGGUGCAUCCUCGCAUAGCCGCCACCGGUCAGCGCAUCAUCUCCGCCGAGCAUCCAUCCACCCACGCUUCCUCGUCCGCAUCCCCAGUCUCCUUUCGCUCAUCGGAGUCGCCCUUCAGAUCACACCUCCGACGCGCAUCCACGUCAUCGUCCAUUAACCUUGCCAGCCAGCCACUGACGCCGCUGAAGAUGAGCCCUCAGCCUGCUUCGGCUAUGCCGAGUACACCACGCUCAGGCUCGCCCAAGUCUUUCCGACUGAGCGAUGAGGAAGGCAGCGUGAUCGAUGACACUGGUAGCCAAGUGAUACAGUCAUCAAAUGGCGAUGACGAGGAAGAUGCUACCGCCGAAGACAGCAGGGACAGCUCGAUGCCGCAGCUCGUGAUGCCAAGCAUCGCGAUUCCAUCGCGUCGACCAUUCACCGAGCAAGGCAAGCGCAUCGGCAGACUGAAGGUCAUGGUGGUUGGCCGUGACGGUGUUGGGAAGACCAGCCUCAUCCACAGCAUCUGCCGCAUCUGCGAGCAUAUCGUGCAUGUCGAUCAGCCAACCAUCACCCCUAGCGUGGAUCAAGCCGACGUACCAAGACGCGGCGUUGACUACGAAAUCACUCAAGACAUCACAGAGACGUACGCCUCGACUCGGCCUUACCCGGCUUGGUGGACGGACUUUGAUGGCCGCCGGAUGCUGCACCGGCGCAGAAGUAUCGGUGACGGCGUGCUUGAGCGGAAUGUGUGCUUCACAGAUACUGUUGGCAUCAGUAAAGACUCUGGCGCUCGUACAGUCCUGGAAUACUUCAACAACACACUUCGGAGAACGCUAAACAUGCAGAAGAUGAGUGACAGCGAAGUCAUUGGUAUGCUAAGCGGAGAAGGCGGCGUCCACGUGGACGCGGUACUAUGGCUGUUCGACACUACUGGCCCUACUGAUGCUGUUCCGGAGCUCGAAGGGCCGCAAAGGGACCUCUUCGAAACGCUGUGCAACGCCACGAACGUAAUUCCGCUUCUUGCGCGUGGCGACAAACUCGACGCUGAAAAGGCAUCGGCUCGCAAGGAUCAGAUUGUGGACUUGAUCCAAGACUGCGGGCUGGAGACAUACUCGCUUGCGGAUGGCGAGCAGGAUGUGCUUCCCGAGCAUGCAGACCCACUACUCAUCUCGUCCGCACUCAGCGACGAUGCAGAGACAAUCGACGCAAGCGUGCUGAUGUCCUCGCAGUACGUGCAACCACUCAUCCCCAGCGAGCUGGCAUACCUCGUCGAGCGACUUUUCCAUCCAGAGAACGUCGCCCGUAUGCGCCAUCUCUCCGCCGUCAAGUUCCUGCUCUGGCGUCAGAACAACCUCGGUCAAGCGCUCAACCUGCACCAGCAAACACUGCUCCUAUCACCGCAAUUCGACGCGACCCUACCAUCAGUGACAAGCACCGGCAGCCUGCUCGACGAGCCCAGCAAAGUGCUCGUUCCCUACGGCACAUCAAGCUAUUACCGCUCCGCAUCGCCUUCCGCAUCCGAGCUGUCAAACGAUGGAGCGGCGGUGAAUACCUCGCAAUACGCCCUCGCAAAGCACAACGAGCAGACGCAAGGAGCGCUACCCUACCGUCAAGUCCGCCUCGCCAAAUGGGCGCAGGAUCUCCAGCGCAGUCUCAACAACGAGCGCAAGCGGUACCAGCAGAUCUACCUCAACCCGCUGACCGACACGACGUACCCCUCUUCCUCCACGGACGCUGACGAGAAGGCACUCGUCACCACCCUCUCUGCUCCCAACCAGCGGCAGCGUCCCGCCCGCGGCCGCCUGGGCGGCGACAUCGCCAUCAUUGACCCGCGCGACCCUCUUGGCGUGUUGGCGUUCAGCCAAGCACUUGGACGCCGAGGCUGGCUCGCUUUAAGGGUCGCGGGUGGUUGUGGCUUGAUUGGGGCCGUGGCGUGGUGGGUCACGAGGAACUGGGUCGAGGUGCAGGAAUGGUUUGGGGUGGGGCCUGUGGUGCCUACGCCUGCGGUGCCGGCGCCGACGAAGGGGGCGUUUGAGUCGUUGGUGGAUUUGGGGUGGAGGGUUAUGGGUGGUUGGUGAGCGGAGUGGUAGGGUGGUAUACGCGUGAGGUUUUGAUGUGUGGAUGUGAUGUGAUGUGAUGUUUACCAUCCUUAGGGCUCCUCUUAGGCAUCAUGAAAUAGAAUGAUUUAAAGUUUCAACGGCU
Molecule: messenger RNA, 2740 nt
Organism: Baudoinia panamericana UAMH 10762
Lineage: Eukaryota; Fungi; Ascomycota; Dothideomycetes; Mycosphaerellales; Teratosphaeriaceae
Exons: 2
Coding region: 163-2616 (817 amino acids)
Molecular function (GO): GTP binding
Source: RefSeq, a predicted model, not a curated record